This is a messenger RNA of Octopus bimaculoides (California two-spot octopus), 444 nucleotides long. Its product is annotated as protein GVQW3-like. NCBI's taxonomy places the organism in Eukaryota, Metazoa, Mollusca, Cephalopoda, Octopoda, Octopodidae. The record is from RefSeq and is a predicted model, not a curated record.
AUGUUUCGGCAAGCUUACGGCAACGAUGCAGUGGAUCGUAUGCAAUGCUUCGAGUGGCACGGACGCUUCAAAAGCGAAAGAAUGUACCUGGAAGACGAUAUGCGAUCUAAAAGAUCUGCCACGAGCGCCACCCCUGGAGAGAGAAUUCAUCAGCUUGUACAUGGAGAUCGUCGGAUGACAAUCAACGACAUAGCUGAUGUUGUUGCUCUGUUGGAUGGGUUCGUGCAGGCAAUACUAACGUCUGUGUUGAACAUGCAGCGUGUCUCUGCCAAGUUUGUCCGUCGCCUGCUGACCACUGAGUCGAAAGAACAUCGCAUCGAAGUCUGUCAAGAUCUCCGUCAGCGUGCCGCUGAUGACCUAUCCUUCAUGUCGAAGAUCCUCACCUGUUACGAGAGUUGGGUCUACGGGUACGACCCUGGGACGAAGCAGCAGUCCUCACUAUAG